GUAGCCGUAGUCGGCCGGAACGAGAGCCGAGGGGCAUUGUGGGAGAAGAUGGCGGCCGCCACUCACCCGAGGGUUGUUCGGGGUCUCCCAAUGUCACGUUCUGCCAUUAGUGCAAUAGCUAUAUCUGCGUUUCAGGGCCUGCCCCACCGCCAGCUUCAUCAUGCAGUCCUGCCUCAUGGGAAAGGUGGGCGCUCCUCCGUCAGUGGGGUGGUGGCCACUGUGUUUGGAGCAACAGGAUUCCUGGGCCGCUAUGUUGUCAACCGCCUUGGACGGAUGGGGUCUCAGGUGAUCAUUCCCUAUCGGUGUGAUACUUACGACAUCAUGCAUCUUCGGCCCAUGGGUGACCUGGGCCAGCUUAUCUUUCUGGAAUGGGAUGCGAGAGACAGAGAGUCUAUCCGAAGAGCAGUGCAGCACAGCAACCUGGUCAUCAAUCUCGUCGGACGAGACUGGGAAACCACAAACUUCGAUUUUGAGGAUGUUUUUGUAAAGAUUCCCAAAGCAAUAGCUCAAGUGUCCAAGGAGGCUGGAGUUGAAAAACUCAUUCAUGUUUCUCAUCUGAAUGCUGACAUUAAAAGCUCUUCCAGAUACCUGAGAAAUAAGGCUGUUGGAGAGAAAGAAGUGAGAGAUGCAUUUCCAGAAGCCACGAUCAUAAAGCCAUCGAGCAUCUUUGGGAGAGAGGAUCGAUUCCUCAAUCAUUUUGCAAACAUUCGUUAUUUUGUUGGUGUGCCUCUUAUUUCCUUGGGCUUGAAGACGGUGAAGCAGCCAGUGUAUGUUGUUGAUGUAGCUACAGGAAUUGUCAAUGCUGUUAAAGAUCCAGAUGCCAAAGGGAAAACCUUCGCCUUCGCUGGGCCCAGUCGGUACCUCCUCUUUGACCUUGUGCAGUACAUCUAUGCUGUGGCCUUCAGGCCCUUUUUCCCAUACCCCAUACCCCGUUUUGCCUAUCGCUUGGCGGCAAGGCUCUUGGAGAUGAGCCCGUUCGAGCCCUGGACCACGCGGGAUAAAGUAGAGCAGAUGCACAUCACAGACAAGUUGCUGCCCCACCUGCCCGGCCUUGAGGACCUUGGUGUCCAGGCAACGCCGCUGGAGCUCAAAGCCAUCGAGGUGCUGCGGGUCCAUCGCACUUACCGCUGGCUGUCUGCCGAACUCGAGAUGGUGAAGCCUGCCAAGACUGUCAACUUUUAGUGGGCCCACACGGCCCUCGGUUCUGGUGUCAGUCCGGUCGCUGGCUAGCGAGCACCUAUGGUCUCUGGAGAGCCUGUACAUGGUGCCGAGUUCCCUGAAACGUCUGAGUUAAAUUCAGCAGCACUCUCGUUCUGGAUUUGUAAAUGAAAAUCCCAGCUAGUUGGAACGUGAGCAUGACUCCCCUUAAAUACAUACACGUGUGUAUUUAAAAAUGACUUGCAUGCCAUGUGUUCUCUGAGACGUCAAAGGGUUGGAUUUCUCGGUACUGAAUCAGGCUGCUGCUAGUGCGUGUUCUAGAAAACCAGCCCCCCAGUGUCCAAACGGCGAUGAUCCAGUGGCACGUGUUUGCCUCCAACUUGAAUGGGAACAUGCACAGGCUGCAUAACUAAGCGGCGUCUGUUCACACGAACGUUUGUCAAAGGCACACUUUAAACAGUGGUACAUGUGACUGUGAUCAGAAUUCACAGUGAAUGUUUAAAUUUGUAAAAGAUACAUUACAGUCAGUACCCCUCACAGUGCUCCCCCCUUGCUUUGAACUCCUUAGCCCAUCUUUUUUGCCACUUUCGGAAGCAGUUUUGUUAAAAAAUACAGUGAAGGCUGAGUGCCACCCAGCAGGAAGGCAGCUCAUAAAACCUUUCACUGUGUCUUCAUUCUCAUUCACUGGCCCUGGCUCCUCCCGAAAGCCAAAAUGACCACAAAGGGUAAAAACAGUUUGAAUGGAUUCAGGACAUUGAGGCAGCCAGGACAGCACAACUGAAGACAGGAAAGAACUUCCAGAGCUGCCUUGGACGUGGCAAGGAGGGUGCGAUGAGUGUUCUGUGUGAGGUUAAUGGCCCUGUGUCUUCCACUGUGCUUACCUUUUAAAUCCGGACAUUUGCCUUAUUUUUUGAUCAUAUCUUUGUCUAUAGACAGAGGGUCUCAAACCUUUACUUGCUAGGAUUUGAGCUGUCCAAGGCCCUUCUGCCCAUUCUGUUAGGACCACAUCUCUAUUCCAGACAUGUACAAAGACUUCGCUGCCAGAGAGAUGGAUGCCUCAGCCUCUGCCAGGGAUGCCGGUGCCUAGAGAUCAGAACUUUUGGUUUAAGUUGUUCAUUUUGCAGCCAGAAUCUAGGAAUUUGCUUAUUGCUGGUAGAUCCCUGUGUAAUUAAAAUCUCCUGGGUCUGUGGUGAAGCCAGCACAUUGCAUCCUAGACACCCGGGGUUGGUCAGUGUUAUC
This is a messenger RNA of Fukomys damarensis (Damara mole-rat), 2397 nucleotides long. RefSeq names its product NADH:ubiquinone oxidoreductase subunit A9 (gene Ndufa9). Gene Ontology annotation, cellular component: mitochondrion. Gene Ontology annotation, molecular function: protein-containing complex binding. The transcript has 11 exons. The coding region runs from base 49 to 1182 and encodes 377 amino acids. Lineage: Eukaryota; Metazoa; Chordata; Mammalia; Rodentia; Bathyergidae. The record is from RefSeq and is a predicted model, not a curated record.